Molecule: messenger RNA, 696 nt
Organism: Drosophila elegans
Lineage: Eukaryota; Metazoa; Arthropoda; Insecta; Diptera; Drosophilidae
Gene: mRpL30
Product: 39S ribosomal protein L30, mitochondrial
Exons: 2
Coding region: 86-628 (180 amino acids)
Biological process (GO): translation
Cellular component (GO): mitochondrion; large ribosomal subunit
Molecular function (GO): structural constituent of ribosome
Source: RefSeq, a predicted model, not a curated record
CACUUCUUGUUAUUGUAUUUCAUAACUACCUCACCUUGCUGUUUUCCUUGCAUUUUCCGGUAAAUAACAAAAUUAAUUAAUCAAAAUGAACAUUGGAAAACUGAUCACCCCACUGAGGAGCAGCACGUGGUCGGUGCGGAGCUACGGAAAGCACAACAAGAAGUUUCUCUACAAAAAUGGCCAGAAAUUCGAGGGUAUUACCUACUAUCCCAGGACCCCGGAUCACCAGGAUCCCGCCGUGGAGCCGUCGAAACUGUUUCGGGUGCAGCGCAUCAAGCCGGUCAAGGGUAAUCCCUAUUGGGAGAAGCGAAUCCUCAAGGAUCUUGGGCUGGAUGGCAAGCAGAGCGACUUCACGGUGGUCAAGAACAUCCCGGAGAAUAAUGCGCGCCUGUGGAAGAUCAAGCACCUGGUGAAGGUCACCCCGGUGACGUUUCCCUAUGGAGAGCCCACUGCCCAGGAUGUCCGGCACACGAUACUGAAGGAGAACGGCGAGUGCCUGGUUACAAAGGACCUGGGACCCAUUGAGAUCCGGCUGGAAGCUCGCCAGGAUUACGAUGAGCAGCCCAAGAGACUGGACACCGACCUGCUGCGCAAAGAUGCCCGCCUCAAGUGGCUAAAUCCCUGGUAGUUACAAUGCCCUCUUAAACUUUAUUCUUUAAAAUAUUCUCAAAAAAUACAAUACGAAAUGUGAAAGAG